Molecule: messenger RNA, 774 nt
Organism: Gongylonema pulchrum
Lineage: Eukaryota; Metazoa; Nematoda; Chromadorea; Rhabditida; Gongylonematidae
Source: the annotation of a GenBank genome assembly
AUGGCGUAUGCUGCUCUGGCACAUCUUAACGCAGUUGUUGGCCUAUACACAUCACUAUUUCCAACAAUAAUUUAUGUGAUAUUUGGUACUUCGAGGCACAUUACACUCGGAAUGUUUGCGGUAGCAGCACUGAUGACAGGGAGUGCACUGGAAAGGCGAAUGGAAGUGGCAGCUUUUGCGAUUCUACAACUUCAUUUCAUUACUGUAUACCUUGCGGAUCCGGUGGUUGGCGGUUUUACGACCGGUGCUGCUUGUCAUGUUUUCGCUUCACAAAUGCCCAAGCUGAUCGGCGUUCGGAUACCACCAAGACAUGGUCCUCUGGGCCUUUUCAAAAUACCAUAUUUUCUAUUCGAUUUUGCAUUAUCAUUAAAACGAACGAAUGUGUAUGUUCUAAUCAUGUCACUAAUUUCCAUAACCAUACUAAUGUCCGGAAAAUAUCUCAUCAAUCCGCCAGUGCAGCAAAGGAUACGGGUACCAAUACCUUUCGAGUUAUUGCCGAUACCAGCAUUACCCGAUUUUCGACAUUUUGCUGCUUUUCUACUGGAUGCUUUUUUGAUAGCAGUUGUUAUCUAUUCAGUAACUGUAUCAGUUGGCAAAGUAUUUGCUAAAAAACAUAACUAUCAAAUCCGUCCAAGUCAGGAACUGAGAGCGAUGGCGCUUUGCCAAUUAGUUGGUGGUUUUCUGAGCUGCCAUCCGGCAAGUGGAAGCUUAUCGAGAGCAGUUAUCAAUUCGCAGCUUGGCGCAACUUCUUCUGUUAGCUCUUUGUCCUCGUGA